AUGGGAAUGGAGGAGUCGGCGGGGGGCGCCGCGAGGCAGGCCAAGGAGUCGCUGGAGCUGGCGUUCCAGAUGUCCCAGAUCCUCGACACCGGCCUCGACCGCCACACCCUCUCGCUGCUCAUGGCGCUCUGCGACCGCGGCGCCAACCCGGAGGCCCUCGCCGCCCUCGUCCGCGAGCUCUCCUCCACCGCUCCCCCGGCCCCCGCCACCCCCACCGCGCCCGCCUCCAACGUCGUGGCGGCCCCGACCGCUCCCUCGCUGUUCCCCUCCGGCUUUCGCCAGCUCUAG
Triticum turgidum subsp. durum (durum wheat) is the source of this 288-nucleotide messenger RNA. Lineage: Eukaryota; Viridiplantae; Streptophyta; Magnoliopsida; Poales; Poaceae. The record is from the annotation of a GenBank genome assembly.